CAUCUCAUUAGCCGCCUAACCCCUUCCUACUUCGUAGACUAACUAACGCAAACCUAAACCGCAGAGGCGCAGAAGCUGAAGAAGCCUACUGCCGAAACCGAAUCGGAAAGAGAGUGCCGACUGCUGAGAACGCCGCCGGUAGAGAGACGCCGUUGCACCCUCCAGAGGUUCGCUUGAGUUGUUCAUUGGUAUUGCCCAUCUGCUUGAACUAAAAUUACUCCGCAACCAUGCCGAAGCAUUUCAGACCCGCGGGUAAGAAAAAGGAAGGAAAUGCAGCCCGAUACAUGACUAGAUCGCAAGCAGUGAAGUAUCUACAAGUCAGUAUAUCAAUGUUCAGGAAACUAUGCAUCCUCAAGGGUGUAUUUCCAAGAGAACCCAAAAAGAAGGUGAAGGGUAAUCAUCAGACCUAUUAUCACGUGAAAGAUAUCAUGUUCCUUAAAUAUGAGCCACUACUUGGGAAGUUCAGAGAAAUUCGUGCUUAUGAGAAGAAAGUAAAGAAGGCCGAGUCAAAAAAGAACAAGGAUCUUGCUGAACGUCUACUGAGCAGGAAACCUACCUAUACAUUGGAUAUGCUUAUCCGGGAGAGGUAUCCUAAAUUCAUUGAUGCGUUGAGGGAUCUGGAUGACUGUUUGAGCAUGGUGCAUCUCUUUGCUGCAUUGCCUGCUGUAGAAAGAGAAAAUAUUCCUGUAAGCCGCAUUCACAACUGUCGAAGGUUGAGUCAUGAGUGGCAGGCUUAUAUUUCUCGUACAUACAAACUGCGAAAAACAUUUAUAUCUGUCAAAGGAAUAUACUAUCAGGCUGAGGUUGAGGGACAAAAAGUCACAUGGUUAACACCUCAUGCACUGCAGCAAGUACUACCUGUUGAUGUUGAUUACAAAAUCAUGCUGACAUUCUUGGAGUUUUAUGAGACCCUCCUCGGUUUCGUCAAUUUUCAGCUUUAUCAUUCAAUAAAUGUGAAAUAUCCUCCCAUUCUUGAUGCACGGCUGGAAGCUUUAGCUGCUGAUCUCUAUGCAUUGUCAAGGGUUAUUGAUUCUAGAGCAUCAAUUAUGAAGUCUGAAGUCACUGAUCUGCCCGAGUCUGGACAGAGUGGAGAUCAGCAAGGAGCUGUUGAGGAGUCUGAAUUGAGGCUUGCACAGCUUCAACACCAGCUUCCUUCAAAUGAACCAGGUGCUUUAAUGCACCUUGUUGAAGAGGCUGCAAGAAGUGAUGAGGAUGAUGCCGAAACAAAGGAAUGCAAGACCCUUUUUAAGGGACUGAAAUUGUUCUUAAGUCGUGAGGUUCCUAGGGAGUCCCUGCUAUUUAUCAUCCCUGCAUUUGGUGGUGUUGUCUCGUGGGAGGGGGAAGGAGCCCCGUUCAAUGAAUCUGACCAGAGUAUUACUCAUCAGAUUGUUGACCGGCCAACACAGGGAAGGAGAUUUCUUUCUCGUGAAUAUGUUCAGCCCCAGUGGGUUUUUGAUUGCAUAAAUGCUCGCAUCAUAUUGCCAACUGAGGAUUACUUUGUCGGAAGGGUUCCUCCUCCGCACUUGUCUCCUUUUGUGGACAAUGAGGCAGAGGGCUACGUCCCUGAAUAUGCUGAGACCAUCAAACGGUUACAGGCUGCUGCCAAAAAAGUAGUUCUCCCAAUGCCGGGUGUCGACAUAGAUGAUUUGGACGAUCCAAAGAAUCUACUAGUUGAUGGUAUUGCUGACCGUGCAGAAGCCAUUGAAGCUGCUCAAAAAAAGCUAAAGAUGUCUGCACUAGAGAAACAGUUUCAUGAAGAAUUAAAAAGAGAGCUUCAAGAUUCUCAACCUUCAACAAUUUCAACUGAGGAAAAGGCCGUUUCGGAGGAUAAUAAUGCCAAUCAUGAACCAGUUCUUGAUUUGGAACAAUUUGCUAAGGAUGAUGAUAACAUGAUUAAGAUGGGGAUGACACGCAAGAAGAGGAAAAUCUUGGAGGCUGCAGAGAUUGGCAAGAAACGGCGCAAGGAUAAAGUUGCUCUUUUGGAAGAGAGGAAGAAAAAGCUUGAGAAUUCCAAGAAGUCAGGAGCCGUCUAAGGUCCUAAUGUCUUGUUUGGUGUGUGUUUUUCUCUGUUAUAUUAUAAUUUACUUGCGCGCAUUUUGACCAGUUCAAAAUUUUCAAAAUUUUUGCCAUUGUUUAAAACUAAACGCCAUAUUUAUGCAAUUUCUGAUCUUUUCUGUUAUGUUGUAAUCCUAAGCCUACAUUGGCAGCUAGCCUAUAACUUAAAGAGUCAUCUUCGCUUAAAAAAGCUUCCCGGUCGAUGUAACUUAUUUUAAAAGCUUGAGCUUUUUUAAUGAGCUUAACUAUCUACUGCUUUUUGCCCCGAG
Cuscuta campestris is the source of this 2324-nucleotide messenger RNA. NCBI's taxonomy places the organism in Eukaryota, Viridiplantae, Streptophyta, Magnoliopsida, Solanales, Convolvulaceae. The record is from the annotation of a GenBank genome assembly.